This is a messenger RNA of Mya arenaria, 1200 nucleotides long. Its product is annotated as dynein heavy chain-like. NCBI's taxonomy places the organism in Eukaryota, Metazoa, Mollusca, Bivalvia, Myida, Myidae. The transcript has a single exon. Bases 1 to 1200 code for a protein of 399 amino acids. The record is from RefSeq and is a predicted model, not a curated record.
AUGAACUUUUUUGUUUACAUUUUCACCGCAUUGUUUGUACAUCUACGCCAGAUUGGUCACUAUAUCAAGUACACAGUUGUCGCCAGAUUUGGUCACUAUAUCGAGUACACAGUGGUUGCCAGAUUUGGUCACUAUAUCGAGUACACAGUGGUUGCCAGAUUUGGUCACUAUAUCGAGUACACAGUGUUGUACAUCUACGCCAGAUUUGGUCACUAUAUCGAGUACACAGUGAUUGCCAGAUUUGGUCACUAUAUCGGGUACACAGUGGUUGCCAGAUUUGGUCACUAUAUCGAGUACACAGUGAUUGCCAGAUUUGGUCACUAUAUCGAGUACACAGUGGUUGCCAGAUUUGGUCACUAUAUCGAGUACACAGUGUUGUACAUCUACGCCAGAUUUGGUCACUAUAUCGAGUGCACAGUGAUUGCCAGAUUUGGUCAUUAUAUCGAGAACACAGUGGUUGCCAGAUUUGGUCAUUAUAUCGAGUACACAGUGGUUGCCAGAUUUGGUCACUAUAUCGAGUACACAGUGAUUGCCAGAUUUGGUCACUAUAUCGAGUACACAGUGAUUGCCAGAUUUGGUCACUAUAUCGAGUACACAGUGAUCGCCAGAUUUGGUCACUAUAUCGAGUACACAGUGGUCGCCAGAUUUGGUCACUAUAUCGGGUACACAGUGAUUGCCAGAUUUGGACACUAUAUCGGGUACACAGUGAUUGCCAGAUUUGGUCACUAUAUCGGGUACACAGUGGUUGCCAGAUUUGGUCACUAUAUCGAGUACACAGUGAUUGCCAGAUUUGGUCACUAUAUCGAGUACACAGUGGUUGCCAGAUUUGGUCACUAUAUCGAGUACACAGUGAUCGCCAGAUUUGGUCACUAUAUCGGGUACACAGUGGUUGCCAGAUUUGAUCACUAUAUCGAGUACACAGUGAUUGCCAGAUUUGGUCACUAUAUCGAGUACACAGUGGUCGCCAGAUUUGGUCACUAUAUCGAGUACACAGUGGUCGCCAGAUUUGGUCACUAUAUCGAGUACACAGUGGUCGCCAGAUUUGGUCACUAUAUCGAGUACACAGUGUUGUACAUCAACGCCAGAUUUGGUCACUAUAUCGAGUACACAGUGAUUGCCAGAUUUGGUCACUAUAUCGGGUACACAGUGGUUGCCAGAUUUGGUCACUAUAUCGAGUACACAGUGGUUACGUUCAACUAA